Messenger RNA from Molossus molossus (Pallas's mastiff bat), 4507 nucleotides. RefSeq names its product Rho GTPase activating protein 30 (gene ARHGAP30). The record is from RefSeq and is a predicted model, not a curated record. Bases 771 to 3632 code for a protein of 953 amino acids. Gene Ontology annotation, biological process: small GTPase-mediated signal transduction. NCBI's taxonomy places the organism in Eukaryota, Metazoa, Chordata, Mammalia, Chiroptera, Molossidae. The transcript has 12 exons. Gene Ontology annotation, molecular function: GTPase activator activity.
AAAGAUGCUCUAACAGGAAGCGGGUUUGGGGCGCUGCACUGCUUCCUGCCCUCCCAGGCCUGAGCAGGCGAGAGGGGCAAGCGCCAGGUCGGCCACGAGACGCAGCUUCGUGCCACGGUCCCGAGCUUCCUCCUGCCAGCCACUUCCGGAGGGCGGCCGGAGCCCCGGAGGCAGGAGCUGCUGCCUAUUGCCCAGACCACCCUCCACCCCUAGUUCGGAGCCCUGCCCCCGGGGGCUGGGCCAAGCCCAGAGGCUGGCUUGGGAUUUCAUGGGGGACCGGUAGGCCAAAGGUUCUGGGACAGAGGGCUGGACCAGAGGCCCGGGUCCGCCAUGAAGGCGCGGCAGAAAGGAAAGAAGAAGGGCAGCUGGAAGGAGCGGGUGUUUGGGUGUGACCUUCAGGAGCACCUGCAGCACUCAGGCCAGGAGGUGCCCCAGGUGCUCAGGAGCUGUGCAGAGUUUGUGGAGGAGUACGGAGUGGUGGAUGGGAUCUACCGCCUCUCGGGGGUCUCCUCCAACAUCCAGAAGCUCCGGAGUUCGAGGCAGAGCGGAAGCCAGACCUGCGGCGUGAGGUGUACCUGCAGGACAUCCACUGCGUGUCCUCCCUGUGCAAGGCCUACUUCAGAGAACUGCCGGACCCCCUGCUCACCUACCGGCUCUAUGACAAGUUUGCUGAGGCCGUGGCGGUGCAACUGGAGCCCGAGCGCUUGGUCAAGAUCCUAGAGGUGCUUCGAGAACUCCCUGUCCCCAACUACAGGACCCUGGAAUUCCUCAUGCGCCACUUGGUACAUAUGGCCUCGUUCAGUGCCCAGACCAACAUGCAUGCCCGCAACCUGGCCAUCGUGUGGGCCCCCAACCUGCUGAGGUCUAAGGACAUAGAGGCCUCAGGCUUCAACGGGACAGCAGCCUUCAUGGAGGUGCGGGUGCAGUCCAUCGUGGUGGAGUUCAUCCUCACGCAUGUGGACCGGCUCUUCGGGGGUGCUGCCCUCUAUGGUGGUGAGCUGGAGAGUGGAUGGCGAUCGCUCCCAGGGGUCCGGAUAUCGGGCAACACGGAGGACCUUAUGCCAAGAUCCCUGCCCUACCACCUGCCUAGUGUCCUACAGGCUGGCGAUGGACCCCCCCAGAUUCGGCCCUAUCACACCAUCAUUGAGAUCACAGAGCACAGGAGGAAAGGGUCUCUGAAGGUCAGGAAAUGGAGAUCUAUCUUCAAUCUGGGUCGCUCUGGCCAUGAGACCAAGCGUAAAUUCCCACGGGGGGCUGAGGACAGAGAGGACAAGUCCGAUAAGGGGACACUGCGGCCAGCCAAGAGCAUGGACUCACUGAGUGCUGCAGCGGGGGCCAGUGACGAGCCAGAGGGAUUGCUGGCACCCAGCAGCCCCCGGCCAAGUCCACUGAUGCCUGAGAGCUUGGAGAAUGAUUCUGUGGAGGCAGCAGAGGGUGAACCAGAGCCAGAGGCAGGGGCCCCAGGCAGCACGAACUCUGAGCCAGGAACACCACGAGCAGGGCGGUCAGCAAUCCGUGCUGGGGGUGGCAACCGAGCAGAGCGCUGCGCUGGUGUCCACAUCUCAGACCCAUACAACGUCAACCUCCCACUACAUAUCACCUCUAUUCUCAACGUGCCGCCAAACAUCAUCUCCAACGUCUCCUUGGCCAGGCUCACCCGUGGCCUGGAGUGCCCUGCCCUACAGCCCCGACCAAGCCCUGCCUCCGGCCCUGGCCCUGGUCCCGGUCCCGGUCCCCCAGAUGAGAAGUCGGAGGAAAGUCCAGCUCCAGGCUCACUGGCUGACUCAGGCCCAGCGGAUGUGGCCUCUGCCCUGGAGGACUGCCUGUCCCAGGAGGUGCAGGAUUCCUUCUCUUUCCUAGAGGACUCAAGCAGCUCAGAGCCCGAGUGGGUGGGGGCAGAGGAUGGGGAGGUGGCCAAGGCAGGAGCAGCAGGAGCAGCCUUCUCCCCUGGGGAGGACGACCCUGGGAUAGGCUACCUGGAGGAGCUCCUGGGAGUUGGGCCUCAGGUGGAGGAGUUCUCAGUGGAGCCACCCCUGGAUGACCUGUCUCUGGAUGAGGCACAGUUUGUCCUGGCUCCCAGCUGCUGUUCCCCAGAGUCUGCUGUCCCCAUGCCUGAAGCAGAGGAGGAAUAUGGGGAAGAAGUCUUCCUGAGCGCCUACGAUGACCUAAGUCCUCUUAGCCCCAGGCUCUUGGCCGGGGAGGGUCCAGGCAGUCUGGAGGAAGAGGCAGCAGGAUGUGGAGGACAGGAUCCAGGACAGGCUGAGGGGGUGCAGGCAUGCUGGGAAGUUGAGGAGGACAAGGUGGCUGAGCCUGGUAGCAGAUGGGACAUCAGGGAGGAGGCUGAGGGGAGUUUAGAGAGCAAGGCGGAGGCUGGAGAGGCAGGUGAGGAAGGUAGAGAGGCUGGGGUAAGCCAAGAGAUGAUGGUAGGUUUGAGAGAAGGGAAUGGGGAAGAGACAGUGGCCAAAGAAGAGGAGUCUAAAGGUCAGCAGAAGGAUGACAAUAUGGAGGAAGAUAAGGGUGUGGAGAAAACAGGAGCAGAGCAGUGUGAAGACAAGAAGAAAAUAAAGACUGAAAGACAGGAAGAGGCUGAGGAAGGAGAAGCCCGGGUAGAAGCUGGAAGGGACCUAGAGCGUGGUGUCCAGGAAAAGCACGCUGCUGAGGAGAGCUGGGAAGUACACAUACCAGAGGCUGAGGGAGGCAGAGAGGAUGAGGAUAAAGUCAAACGACAGAGGGAGAACAGAGACCAAGAGGCAAGAGAAUACCAAGGAGACGGUGAAGACGGAAGAGCAGAAGCAGCCGCUGGAGGAGAAGCGGGGGAAGUCAGCAAGGCAAGGGGAAGUGGGGAUGGAGAAGCGGAGGGAGAGCAGAGGGGUGGAGGUGACCAUUUAGCAGGGGGAUUCCUCCUAGAAGGGUCAUAUGUAGUGUCCCUGGAGGUGGACAGUGCCAAAGGGAGCAAUAACCAGUCCUCUGAGACAGAACAGGCAGCCCCACAGCCACCCCCGCCAGAGGAGAUGGAGUCUGAGGGGCAGCCCAGUCUAGAGGGCUGCAAUUUGUGCCCCUGUCCCCUUAGCUCAGCUGGUGGUGUGGGCAUGCGCCUGGCCUCCACCUUGGUUCAGGUCCAACAGGUCCGCUCUGUGCCAGUGGUGCCCCCUAAGCCACAGUUUGCCAAGAUGCCCAGUGCAAUGUGUAGCAAGAUCCAUGUUGCACCUGCAAACCCAUGUCCACGGCCUGGCCGGCUUGAUGGGACUCCUGGGGAAAGGGCUUGGGGGGCCCGAGCCGCCCGCUCCUCUUGGAGGAAUGGGGGCAGUCUUUCCUUUGAUGCUGCUGUGGCCCUGGCCAGGGACCGUCAGAGAACUGAGGCUCAGGGAGUUCGGCGGACCCAGACCUGUACUGGGGGCGAGGACUAUAGCCUCAUCCGCAGAACCUCUCCCUGUAGCAUGAUCCCUGCCCUUUCCCCCCGGCCACUCAGCUGUCUAGAGCUCCCACCUGAAGGCACAGAAGGGUCUGAACCACGGAGUCGGUUCAGUCUGCCCCCCAGAGAACCCCAGCCCCCUGACCCCCUUAUGCCUCCACAGCGCCGAACCUAUGCAUUUGAAACACAGGCUACCCCUGGAAAAGGUGAGGGACUAUGAUUAGGACCAGAGCACUGGGCAAAGGGGACAGUAAGUUGUCUCCCAUCUCUGGGGUCCCUGACUAGCUGUGUCUUCUGCAGCCAGAGCAGCUGUAGUGUCCAACUCCACAGGCUCUGGCCCUCCAGCUUCUUUCUGACUGUGGGAAGCCCUGUCUUGGUUGGUUUACCUGAACUUGUUUCAGACACAAAACACUUAUCCCCUAGGAGAUUCCCAAGAAAGCCACCAAGAGCCUGUUCCUAGGGAGUGAGGUCAUUGGCCAAGGGAACAAAGAGUAGGCAGGAAACUUAGAGAUUCCUCAACGUGAAGAAUGAAGGGGAACUCCGGCCAAGUGUCUGUCCUCCUCGGAGGCUGUGGACUUCUCUUCUGGAAGCCCCCAGGGUGGAGGGGGGCCAGGGCCAGGUGGGGGCCUAUCACACUCAAGCACUCCUGGAGGCGCCCGUCCUCGUGCUGUUCUCGGGCCCUCAUCUACCUCCUGGCCCAGGUCGAGUCACAGGCCCUGAAGCACUUUGUGACCUCGGUGUUGGUUGGAGGAACUGGCUCCCUUUCCAGCUCCUCCACCCGCGGCCUCCCACCACCUCAAGGAAGACGGGUCCCCGACACAUCUCUCUUGCUUCUUGUUCCCUUCGGAGCGCCUUCCUCGUCUUUCAGGAAGGAGAAUGGCGUCGCUCAGGCCGUGGGCGGCUCUGCGGACAGUAAAGCUGUGUUUUCACACGGAAACAGUGUGCAGUUGCAUUGUUCUCAUUCAAGGCUUGGGUGGCCGGCAUCAGAGCGCCACGUCGGGCUUUCUGCGGUCCGGCGCUCGUCCCCCGUGGUGGUCAUGGAGACCUGCGGCCAGAAACCGGAGCUGGGUCGGGAAAUGGGGACGAGAAACGUCC